Sporothrix brasiliensis 5110 is the source of this 3795-nucleotide messenger RNA. RefSeq lists its product as uncharacterized. Gene Ontology annotation, cellular component: plasma membrane. Bases 1 to 3795 code for a protein of 1264 amino acids. The record is from RefSeq and is a predicted model, not a curated record. The transcript has 2 exons. Lineage: Eukaryota; Fungi; Ascomycota; Sordariomycetes; Ophiostomatales; Ophiostomataceae. Gene Ontology annotation, molecular function: calcium-activated cation channel activity.
AUGUCGAGCAAUGAUGGCGACAGUGGCACCGCCCAGACGUCCGCUGGCAUCAGCAUUGUCGCCUUCUUCACGGCGUUGGCCUCGUCGCUGGUCAUUUUCGGCGUUCAGAUGGGCUUUUUCUUGCUCUUGAGAAAUAAGCUGGCCCGCAUUUUCAAACCAAAAACAUUCAUGGUCCCCGAACGCGAGCGGACAGAACCACCGCCUGCGAGUCCUUGGGGCCUUGUCAUGGCCCUGUACCGCAUACGUGACCGGGAAAUCAUCAAAAAGUGCGGACUCGACGCCUACUUCUUCCUCCGUUACCUACAAACCCUACUCAUUAUCUUCGUUCCCAUUGCAUGCAUCGUCAUCCCCAUUCUCGUGCCUAUCAACUAUGUCGGUGGCAUUGGUCAGUCCUUUGGCAGUAACAAUACCAACUCCUCGGACCCAUCCAUCCCGGCCGGUCUAGACACCAUUGCUUGGGGCAACAUCAAACCGGUGAACGCUAACCGCCGCUGGGCUCACCUGAUUAUUGCCGUUCUGGUCGUGGGCUGGGUCUGUUUUAUCGCCUACAACGAGCUGCGCAUCUAUAUAAAGAUCCGCCAGGACUACCUCACCAGCGCCGAGCACCGUCUGCGUGCCUCCGCCAACACGGUCCUGGUUUCGGGUAUCCCCACUAAAUGGCUGACCGACCAUGCCCUCCGCGGGCUGUUUGAUGUGUUCCCCGGCGGUAUUAGGAAUAUCUGGUUAACGCGGGACUACACCAAACUGCUUGACAAAAUCAACAAGCGCGACGACAUCCACAAGCGCCUUGAGUCUGCUGAGAGCGAGCUGAUUCGCAAAUCCAAGAAAAAUCAGCUCAAGAAACGCAAGAAGGAGGAAAAGGCCGAACGCAAGGCUAAACACGAAACCAAGGCUGAGCGAGCCCAGCGUGAGCACGAUGAGGACAUCCGCGCCAAGCGCAUGGCCGAGGGCGAGGGAGGUGUCAGCAGCGGCGACCAGGAUGUGCCUCAGAUCGAUGGCGUUGGCGACGAUAGCAAACGCAACAGCUCCGAAAACGACGACGCUGACAACCUGCAGCGCGAGCAAUCCAAUAGCUCCAAGGUGCCUAUUAUCGGGGGCGGCCUGGCCAAGGUCGGCCAAGGCCUCAAGGGUGGUUUCGGAAAGGCCGGCCGGGAUAUCGUUGGUGGCGCCAAAAACUUCCAGCAAGGCAUUGACAACCAACUCGAGCGAACCGGUGGCUUUGAGUUUGUCGGCGAAAGUACCAAGGAGACCGACGUGCCGGGUGGACCGUCCUCUCUCCCAGGGACUCGUACCGAGGGUGAAGCGAACCGCGAUCAAAGUUCCCGAUACGGUAGCCGUGCUGUCCACAGAACACGGCCGUCUGAUGCUUCAGCCGAGCCUGAUACUCCCGGCCAGGCCCAGGACCCGCGGCCGUCGGAUGUGUCUCUCAUCCACAACCGCACCAUGGACUCUCGUACGUACGGCAACACCACGCGCAAGGUGACCGACUGGGACAAUGCGGUCGCCACCGAAAACAGCAAGUGGUGGCAGUUUUGGAAGCCACCCAGCGGUGCCUACGCCUCGCCCAUCCCACAAGGCAGCGAAGGCGAUGAGUUUCCAUUUGACACGGAUGGCAAGGGCAACGGCACGACAGGCGAAAAGAAGAGCAAAUCCAAGUGGGCCAAGAUCAAGGCCCAGAUGCCCUUCUUUGGUGGCGACGAGAUACCUGCCGAGUAUCCCGCGCCCGAGAACCCUGCUUACCCCGGCGACGACGCGGAAGACUCAAACGCCGAGUGGACGAAAUGGCUCAAAAAGUCCGAUCGCCCGACACAUCGCUUGCCCCUGUUUGAAUGGACCCCCGGAUGGCUGCCCGGUCUGCCUCUAAUCCACAAAAAGGUCGACUCCAUUUACUUUUAUCGGAAGGAAUUGGCGCGCCUCAACAUGGAGAUUGAGAAGGACCAGCACGAGCACGAGCGCUACCCGAAGAUGAACUCGGCGUUUAUCCAAUUCAACAACCAGGUCGCUGCGCACAUGGCUUGCCAAAGCGUCACCCACCACGUUCCCAAACACAUGUCGCCCCGCGUUGUCGAGGUCUCGCCCAGCGACGUCAUCUGGGACAACAUGGCCAUCCGCUGGUGGGACGAGUGGUUGCGUACGUUUAUUGUCAUCGGUAUUGUCUUUGGUAUGACCAUUCUGUGGGCGUUCCCCGUCGCCUUCACUUCCUCGCUGUCCCAGAUCGACUCGCUGGUCAAGAGGUACUCCUGGUUGAGCUUUAUCGAUAACAACGCAGUGACCUACAAUGUCGCCAAAGCUGUUGCGGGUGUGCUGCCAGCCCUGCUACUAUCGCUUCUUCUUGCCUUUGUGCCCAUCCUUCUCGAAUUUUUGGCCAAGUUCCAAGGCGCCAAGACGGGAUCCCAAAAGGCCGAGUAUGUUCAGAUGUAUUACUUUUUCUUCCUCUUCGUACAGGUGUUCUUGGUUGUCUCCAUCGCGAGUGGUGCCAUUGCUACGCUCCAAGACACCGUGACCAACAUCCAGGGCAUACCCGAGACGCUCGCCAAGAAUCUGCCCAAAGCCGCCAACUACUUUUUCAGCUACAUGAUUCUGCAGGCAAUGUCGACCAGCUCGGGUACGCUGCUCCAGAUCGGCGUGCUUCUUGUCUGGUACGUGCUGGCGCGCAUUUUGGACGACACAGCCCGCAGUAAGUGGCGCCGGCAGACGGACCUCCCAACCAUUUCGUGGGGCUCCUUCUUCCCGGUGUACACUAACUUUGCCUGUAUCGCCUUGGUUUACGCCGUCAUCGCGCCUCUCAUCGCGAUCUUUGCUAUCAUCACUUUUGCACUCCUCUGGGUUGCCUACCGCUACAACAUGAUUUACGUCACGCGCUUUAAGAUUGACACGGGUGGCGUGCUGUACCCGCGGGCCAUCAACCAGACCUUUACCGGCCUCUAUUUUAUGGAGCUCUGCCUCAUCGGCCUCUUCUUCCUCGUCCGUAAUGAAAACGGGGACGUAGCCUGCGCACCGCAGGCCAUUGUCAUGAUUGUCGUUUUGGCGUUGACCGUGGGCUACCAGGUGCUGUUGAACGUGUCUUUUGGACCCCUAAUGCGGUAUCUCCCUAUCACAUUUGAGGACGAGGCCGUGCUGCGCGACGAGAUGUUCCAGCGAGCACAGGACCGCCGCCUUGGCUUGACCACAGGUGGCGAGGACGGCGAAGACGACGAAGAAGGGAACGACGAGCUGUCCACGUUGACCGGUGCCGACAGCAAGACAGCCGCCGCUGCACUCUCCGAGGGCAACAGCAACGAUGUCGAGCUGAAAAAGAUUGGCCAAAAAGGCCCCCAGAACUCGUUUGGCCUGACCAACAAACUUAACCCGGUCCGUGGCAUCGUCACUGCCGGCACAUGGGCCGCGCGUGGCGGCAAAAAGGUCCGCCAUGCUACGCUGGGCAAAGCCGAAGACAGCAUGCGCACGUCAGCGGCAUACCGGCAGCAGCGGCGCCAAAAGGACCUGGAGGCGCAGCGUGCCAUGGGCGAGGCCUUGUAUGGCGGGUACAAUGACGAGAUCGAAGACCUGACACCCGAGGAGCGCGAUGUCCUUGUCAAAGAAGCGUUCAAGCACUCGGCGCUGCGCGCACACCGGCCAACAGUGUGGAUUCCCCGGGACGACAUUGGUGUCAGUGACGACGAAAUCCGGCACACGUGCAACCUCAGCGACUACAUUUGGAUCAGCAAUGAAGGCACGGCACUCGACAGCAAAGUGCGCGUCGUCUACGGCCGCGCGCCGCCCGACUUUUCCGAUCUGGAGCUGAUCAAUCUCUAA